UCACUCUCACUCUCACUCUCACUCUCUCUUUCUUUCUCUCUCUUCCCCCACUGGCAACGAACCUGAUCCAGCAGAUAAUCCAUUCACAACAUAACAAUAGACUAUGCACACAAAGCAAAUCCAAGUUCCAUCAUUGGCCUAAUUGAAAUUCCAUUUCUCUAAACACUCUUUUUUCCUUCUUCAUGGUGGGUUAUAGUGUUAGCACUUAGCAUAAUUUAUCCCUAGUCUCUAUCUCUCUCCCUUUCCUGAAACCCUUUAUAUUAAAGGGUGUCUUGGGGCAUCACUUUGGACCAUUAAGUUGGGAACUGAGGGUCAAAACCAGUUCAUUGUUCAGAGGAAGAUAGACAUACACUUCCUCAAAGAGCUAGGGCUUUUGUCCCUCUCAAAAUUCAUUAAUUGAAAAGAGAAAGAAAUUUUCAAAUGUUUCCUUACAGUUCCAACCCCUCCCCUUCCUUCCCUUCAUCAUCUUCUUCAUACCCUCCUUUUCCUUUUCUCAACCUUGAGAAUGCUUCUGCAAGCAACACUCUUCUUCAUGAUGCACUUUCUGUGCCUUACAUACCAACUCAUCAUAACCCUUCAAGCAUCCAAGAAGCACUGAACAAUUUUCCAGUCACAGAUCAUAACUGUGGUGGUGGCGGUGGCAGUGGUUCUGCAAUGACCAAACCUGACCCUAAUGGUGGUGGUGCUCCUCAGUAUGGCAUUUCUUGUUUUCUCACAAAGAAGCCACCUAAGAAAGACAGGCACAGCAAGAUUUACACCUCUCAGGGCUUGAGGGACCGAAGGGUGAGGUUGUCCAUUGAGAUUGCUCGCAAGUUCUUUGAUCUUCAAGACAUGCUAGGGUUUGACAAAGCCAGCAACACCCUUGAGUGGCUCUUCAACAAGUCCAAGAGAGCAAUUAAGGAGCUUGCAAGGAGCAAGCACAGCAACAACAACAGUGAUGAAGGAGCCAAGAGCUUCUCUUCUUCAUCUGAUUGUGAAGAUGGCUGUGAAGUGGUUUCUGAGAUCAAGCACAAACAACAACAACUCAUCACUUGUGAUGCUGCUGCUACUACUCCACACAACCUACAACAAGGGUUGGAUUCAGGUGAUAACAAGUCACCAACAACAUUGAUGGCUGCAAAGGAGAGGAUGAAGUUGAAGAGGACACAGAAGGAACCUGCAAAGAUGAAGGAGUCAAGGGAGAAAGCAAGAGCAAGAGCAAGGGAAAGGACUAGUAACAAGAUUAUUAUGUGCAAUGUUAACACCAACAACACAGGAGGGAAGGUGCUACAAGACUUGAAGAAAAAGUGCCCUGCAAUUGAAAACAACCACACUCAAAUUAUGCAUCAAUCAAGGUCAUCACCUACUCAUCACCCUCACCACCUUGUGGGAAAUGAAACACCUAGAGAUGACUUCAACGUUAUUGAGGAAUCAAUUGUGAUCAAGAGAAAGUUGAAACCAUCUUUGAUGUCCUCUUCUGAUCAUCAUCAUCAUCAUCACCAAAACCUUGUGAUGCCUAAGGAACCACCAAGCUUCAACAACAACAACAGUGAGUACCACCCCUUCUCCAAUUUGUCUCCGAAUUGGGAUGCUAAUGGUUCCACUGGUCGCUCCAACUUCUGUGCCAUAGCUAGCAUGAAUCUAUCCACAGGGCUUCAAAUCUUUGGAAAGUCUUGGGAGGAGUGCAUCAAUCCACGUUAAUUUGCACUAGAGUGUGUGUGUGUGUUAGCUUUUCCCUUCUCUCUCUUUUUUUUUUUUUUUUUCUUUUUCAGUAUCAUCUGAUUCGAAUGAAACUCUUGUAGUUGGUUGGCCAAGAAAUCAUAUGGAGGCAUCUUUCUGUGUUUUCCACCAGAAACUCGUCCUAUAUUCCCUUUCCACAAUGUUUGUACCUCUUCUACCUUUUGCUCAUCAUCAUCUCAGCCAAUGGCGUGUGACAGUUGGCAGAAAGGUUGCUGCUGCUUGUAUUGGUUUCUGACCAAUAUUUAAAGUGUGGUUGGCAUUGCAUAAUGCCAAUUAUAUAUAAGUUAUCAAGAAACUGUUCCUUCUAGCAGAUUUUAAAUAUUUAUAUAUUUGGUUAAUAUUUUUCAACAGUGGCUAAUAUUUUUAUAUUCCUUGGUUAUUAAAAGCAUUUCAAGAAGUUAUAUGCUUUGUUGCAAGAGGAGGUGCAUGAUGGUACAGAAGAAAUCUCAAGGUCUUUCGGCUUCUAUUUGUACCUGCUUAUUUACAUUAUCAAUCAAUAAACUGGAAAUACAAGACAACUCAUAAAUAUACUGGUUUUCUUAGUAUAAAGAGAUUACAUAUAUAGAUCGAUCAAAUUCAACUUAAAUACGGAAGAACAGAAGCUAACCACGUUAAUUAAAAUUUGACAUCAUACAAGAUUGUCAAAAUCCUAGAGAAAUUCUGACAACUAAUUAAUG
Messenger RNA from Glycine soja, 2396 nucleotides. RefSeq names its product transcription factor CYCLOIDEA-like. NCBI's taxonomy places the organism in Eukaryota, Viridiplantae, Streptophyta, Magnoliopsida, Fabales, Fabaceae. Gene Ontology annotation, cellular component: nucleus. Gene Ontology annotation, molecular function: DNA-binding transcription factor activity; sequence-specific DNA binding. The transcript is spliced from 2 exons. The record is from RefSeq and is a predicted model, not a curated record. The coding region runs from base 421 to 1680 and encodes 419 amino acids. Gene Ontology annotation, biological process: regulation of secondary shoot formation.